UAUACUAAACCUAAACAGCACCUUUAUAUCACAUCACAUGUUGGGUAUAAAGGCAGGCUUGUAUGUAUGAAUGUUCAACUUUCCCCAUGUAUUAUUUUUAACUCAUUCAUCUCACCUCCUGCUCUACUUCGCACAGCCAUGUCAACUUUUAGACUCAAGUUCCCUUUUCACAUCAUAUCAAAUUGAAGGGAUUGUUCCACAUUUUAGAGAGCGGGUUCUGCUAUAGGGUUGAAACCACAUCUUGGCUUCGAAGGCACCAAUCGGGGCUCAAUAAUUGGCGAGAUGCAGUUGAUGUUUUUCUUGUGCAUCGUGUCCUGCUCGCUCUGACACCUGUUCAUGACUGCUUUGUCACUCUUGUUCUUGCCACAACACUCGUCUUCAGUCAUGCUCCAUUUCGUUGUUUUUGUCUGUGUUCCACUUUGCCAGUAUUUCAGUUCACUCAUGGCUUUACCAGCUGGCUGCUUUUCCUACAGCUGCAGCCGAAUGUCAUCCAGUAGUCACCGUCCCUUUCUUUUUGGAAGUCGUGUCUUUUCCCAUUCCUUGUCAGUUCCUCCUGUUAUGCUGCUCAACACUUUUCCAGUUGUUGUCGUCGUUGGUUUUGUUUUCUCUGUUGGGCUUAUUCUCCACUUGUUGGAUUUUCAUCCACCGCUUCUUCCUCCAUUUUAUACCCUCACCACAACCGGAUUUCUAUGGGACCUUUAUUUGACCGGGAAGCUAAACAUGCCACGCAUGUCUUUCCGAUCGUUUCUGAUUCUUAUCCUCUUUGUCAAGAAUCUCUUUUGUUUACUAAGUGGCACAGGUGAAUUCAACUCAAAAGGACUCUUAAUUUUUUUUGUAACAAGGUGGCAUGGCUAAAGUUUGGGUCGAUCCCAGGUUUCCUACUGUAGCCUAUAUACUGAUGAGGUCACGUGGGUUGGAAAUCCAAUUUAAGAUGGCUGUGUUAAGUGCAGCAGGAGAUAAAAGAAAGAGGGGGUUGAGUCAGCUUAGUUAAACUAAUGACAAUUCACUGAUGGGUAUGUUUGUGUCAAGCCACGAUGGCAAAUGUAAAAUUUUUUAACUAGAGUUCCCUUUAGGCACUGGGAAAAAAAAAAAAAAAAGAUUUCCUCCAAAAGCCUCCAAAUUCCAGAGAGAUUUUUUAAAUUAUUAUUUCUACCCUGUGUUUAACUCAGUUUUAGGUCAGAGAGAGAGAGACUAAAUGGAUUAUCAAGGAGCAGUUCAACAGAGUCCCUUUCAUCGCAUUGCUGGCCAUCAGACAGCCAAGUGCUCCCCCACAGGGAGACACAGGAUUAGUCACUCACCAUCGUUGGCUUCUUCUCAUUCGAGUUUUUGGAAUUAUACCACAAGAAUCAAGGAAUUUUUCCAGUGCGAGGAUCGAAGAAUGUGAAAGACCGGGCGUAUGGGGACACUGUCAAAAGCCACACAGAGGACGGCCGUGGCUUGCCUGUAUUCUCAAACUCAUGGAUAAUCUUCGACCUUUAAAGCUUCAUUUAUUUCAAAUAUGUGUCACUGACAAGUCAUUAGGGAAGAAAGGCAAGUACAGUUUGUUGUCACUGACUCUUUUUAGCCACUGUGACUGCCUCAGAUCAUGCAUAUGAUCAAACCUGUGCCAAUGAGUCGCAAGGUUCUGUUGAAUCCUGAUUCCACAGAAAUUCUAAAAAGGUGUUGGAGGAUUCUCGAUGGAGUGCCAAGUUCCCCAUGGCUUUUUUCUCACUUCUUUUAGUUCUUUGCAUGUGAGACUUUUAGAAGUCAACUUUUAGAGCGUGCUUUCACAGGAUGAGAAACUACGAUGCCGUGUGCUGUUGGAUGUAAACUCUGGGUUCUAUAAAGGUUUUUGUUGGUGCCCCACAUGAAUUUCAACAGGUAAGCUGGGCCUGGGGAUGCUUUAAAUGGUGUUAAUAACAGAGGAACAAGUUAAAGAUUCAAAGGUCAAAGAGAAUGGAUUUGCUGGAGGAGUUGUCCUUGGCAAGACUAAGAGUAAAGCCAACAUCCUGGCUGGGGAUGCACCCCGGAUGUCUAUCUGCAAGGUUGAUGAAGAUGGAGUUGAGUGUGCGGUUUCAGAAGAUGAUGCCAAUGAAGAGGCUGAAGUUGAUUACACACGAAACUACUGGGAGGAUGAGGAUGAUAUCUAUCAAGAGUUUGAGGAACUGGACUUCGACUCCCUACCGGAUCAUUCGGAUACCCACAGCAUCACCACGGAAGAUUCCUUCUAUCCCCUAGACGAUUCGGUUAUCACCCAAAUUAACCGCUCCCUCUACCAACUGGAAACCCCCGAACCGAUCUCCUUCUUUAAGGCCUGCUGCAACAACAAUGCCAUCAUCGUAAAGAUUAUGAUCAGACAAGGAGUGACUGAAGAAGAGGUAAAGGAGACCGACCGGAACAGAAGAUCUGGCCUCAUUGCUGCGUGCUACCAUGGUUACGUGGACGUGGUCAUGGCCCUCUCUCAGUGUCCCUACCUGGAUGUGAACUGGCAGGACAACGAGGGCAACACCGCCCUUAUUAUUGCGGCUCAAGCAGGUCACGCGUUUAUCUCCAACUACCUGCUGAACUACUUCCCCGGUCUGGAUAUCGAGAGGAGGAACUGUCACGGUUUCACGGCGUUGAUGAAAGCUGCCAUGCAGGGCAGGCUGGAGUGUGUCAGAGCCCUUAUGCUGGCAGGAAGUGAUAUCCAGGCUCGGGACUAUGGACGGAAAAUGACCCCCAGAGAGUGGGCUCUCUUCACCGGUCGAUACGAGACGGCAGAUUUGAUGCUUCGGCUCAUAUCAAAGCCUUGCGCCGAGCAGUUUUGCGACUCCUUCUCCCUAGAGUGGCCAUUGUUGGAGGAACUCGUGUGGAAGGCACAAAAUCCACAGACAUUCAGUCAGCGCUUGAUGAAACUCAUCUCUUGCUGCCCUUAUAGGUUCUACUUCAACAACAAGGUAAACCCUGUGAACGAUGGUGUCCUUGAACACCUGGUGAGGAUAACCACGGGCAUCUCCAGCCCCUUAAUGGCCACGGCGUGCCACACCGUCUGCCCGGGCAGCCCGCCGUGCGUCGGAAAGCGCCGGCACGCCGUGCAGGAGAUCCUGAGGCGGCAACGGGUGGCGGAGCUCAAGCGCCUGGGUCCCGACAGGCUGAACAACUACAAGACCCUUUUCCAGAACUCAAGGGUCCUCCUCAUCCCCAAAGCGAGGGACCGACGGGCGAGCCUGCAGCCCCAGCUGCUCAGCGACGUGGCAGCAGCGUCCACGGUGGCCAUCAGACGAGCCAGCCUCCUGCCGCUCAACAUGCUGAGGAGAAGCAGCGUGCGGCCAGGCGUCGUGGUGCCAAAGGUCACGCUCUGCAAAGCCCCGCCUCCGAGCUUCGUACCACAAAAGCCCAGCAGGAACGGCGACGACAACCAGCUCCAGAUCCCCAAAUGGGAUUACAAGAUGAAGAAAAUAGAGAGGAGGCAGGAAGAGGAGAGGCAACGAAUGCUGUCUGCGCUGAGAAGGAGGUGAAGGGUCGAAGGAGGACGCGGAAAGUGUCUUGCGGGCAAAGCGGGCACGAAGCGCAGCGUCCCGGCCUUAGCAAAUCUGAACCUUCAAUGUGAAUUUAACUGCAAGUUGUUGUUUCUGCUUGUUUCGAUCACCGAUGCUGCUUUGCCUUGUUUCUACUUGAAUUUGCACGCUUCCCUCGAUGGGCAUAAUUUGUAACGGGAAAUGGCAGAUGAGAGAGCAGAAGAAAUAUAUAUACAAAUAAACAAGUGACUUAGGGGAGUCAGGUGUUUGUGCAGA
Messenger RNA from Poeciliopsis prolifica (blackstripe livebearer), 3752 nucleotides. RefSeq names its product ankyrin repeat domain-containing protein 33B-like. The record is from RefSeq and is a predicted model, not a curated record. Gene Ontology annotation, molecular function: protein binding. NCBI's taxonomy places the organism in Eukaryota, Metazoa, Chordata, Actinopteri, Cyprinodontiformes, Poeciliidae. The coding region runs from base 1887 to 3476 and encodes 529 amino acids. The transcript has 5 exons.